AUUUCUUGCUCUCUAACACCCCUGCAUGGCGAUUGGGUCUUUAUUCAUCAAAAUUUAGGAUUCCGUACCGCUAAUCCACCGAUCAACUGCCUUUCUACAAGAUGUGAUCCCGCAGUGCAUGUCACGUUUGUUUCCGAAGCCGGUUUUUAUAAAAGACUAUCGCCGAAUUCUUUUCAGGGGAAUUUUUGUGGUGUUUAUAGGGUUCCGGUGAGGCAUGAAGGGGACUUUGGAUCGAACCAAAGUGGUUAUCCGCCACUUGCCUCCGUCCAGUACGGAGGCCAUGCUUGUCGAACAAGUCGGUAGUGCCUUUGCUGACCGUUACAACUGGUUUUCUUUACGUCCAGGAAAUAUCAGUCAGAAGCAUCAGUUGUGUUCCAGACUAUACAUAGACUUCAAGAGCCCUGAGGAUGUCUUGGAGUUUGCUGAAUUCUUUAAUGGGCAUUUGUUUGUUAAUGAGAAAGGGGCCCAGUUCAAAACUAGUGUUGAGUAUGCACCUUUCCAACAAGUUCCAAAGCACUGUUACAAAAACGAUGGUCGUGAAGGGACAAUAUUCAAAGAUUCUGAGUAUUUGGAGUUCCUUGAAUUUCUUGCGAAGCCAGUUGAGAAUCUUCCUAGUGCAGAGAUACAAUUAGAGAGGAGGGAGGUGGAAAAAGUUGGUGCGCCAAAGGAUGCUUCCAUAGUUACACCUUUGAUGGAUUUUGUUAGACAGAAAAGAGCUGCUAAGGUUGGAUCACGAAGGUCACUGGCUAAUGAGAAACUUAGCAGAAGAGCUGGUGGACCAUCUUGUGGUGGUCCUAGUUCAGCAUCAUCGAAAAGAGGUUCUGAAAAGAGAGGUGGUUCUACUAAAAUGUGUGUUGUAAGGGAUAGCUUACAGAAUGUAAGUGGUAAAGACAAAUCAACGUACAUUCUGGUUUCUAAAAGGGAUGAGCAGCAACUUUCUGAUAAGCCUGUUACUUCCACAGUAUCUAUGGUAACUGAAGUAUCUGAAGAGGAAAGUGGAGCUUCCAGAGCUAUUGAUGCUGAUAAAAAGAAAGGACUGCUUCUGAAAGGGAAAGGGAAAGAGAAAGGAAUUUCUCAUGUGGCUGGAAGUAUGUUUCGUCAACAGAAAUUUACAUCUCCUAUUAAAACCAUACUUGGUUCAACUCCUAACAAACAGAACUCACAAUGUGAAGAUAGAGUGAUCAGAGGCAUAUUUUUGAACAAGGAUUCUCGUCGAAGUCAGUGUUCUGGGGUCCGGUCAGAGCAACGUAUUCAGACCUCAAAUUUAGAGGAGAGACAACCUCCUCAACAUUCACAGGUGAAGUUAGGUCUGAAGGAUGCUAGGGUUGCUUUAGAUGAUAAGGUUGCUGGGAAUGACUUGAAUGGUACUGAGAAGACAGAAAGAUGUAGUCGAAACAAAGAUAGAACAGAUCAAGGUUUUAGGACCCUUCGCUGUUCUGAUGGAUCAUAUGCGAGUGAUGAUUCCUUAUCAUCAUCUGCUUCUCAAUCUGCACGGAUUCCUUUGGAUUCUUCAGAUGGGGCUUAUGGUGAUACUAAAGUUGAUUUCUCCAAUGUGCGGAGCAUGCAAGGUAAAACUUUUGGAAAUGGUCAUAACAGUUCUUUAGAUAAUGGAUUCCAUAAGCAUGUGAGUCGUUGUAUAGCAGUAACUAAUGGAUCAUCUGCUGUGAGUAAUGGAAAACCAGGGGAGAGGGGCAAUAUUUCUGGCUAUGGUUCUCAUGAGAAACAAAUCUGGGUACAGAAAUCGAGUUCUUGUUCUUAGUGAAUUUUAAAAUGCAAAUCGCUUCGAUGAACAUCAAGCAUGCAUUUACCUUUUCUGGAGACGGUCUCAUUCUGUCAUGUAACCAAUGUUUCGGCCGCAGUGCGAAGUAGGGAAAGGGUGGUUCAGUUGCAGAUACCGUUGUAAUUAAUACUUGGAACAAAGAAAUCCAAUGUCAAUAAUAUUUGGUGGAUUGAAGAAAUCUGGAUCUUAGUCAAGGAUGGCUCAGAAUAUAAGGAACAAGAAACAGAGGGAAAAUAAAAGAUUAUCAUCACAGCUAGCUGCUGUGAUUUUGUUUUUCAACCGGAGGUUCUAUAUUUGAUUGGUUGAAAUUCUCCUUU
Messenger RNA from Hibiscus syriacus, 2097 nucleotides. RefSeq names its product regulator of nonsense transcripts UPF3-like. NCBI's taxonomy places the organism in Eukaryota, Viridiplantae, Streptophyta, Magnoliopsida, Malvales, Malvaceae. The record is from RefSeq and is a predicted model, not a curated record. Gene Ontology annotation, cellular component: nucleolus; cytoplasm. The transcript is spliced from 13 exons. The coding region runs from base 215 to 1759 and encodes 514 amino acids. Gene Ontology annotation, molecular function: mRNA binding. Gene Ontology annotation, biological process: positive regulation of translation; nuclear-transcribed mRNA catabolic process, nonsense-mediated decay.